Molecule: messenger RNA, 2131 nt
Organism: Glycine soja
Lineage: Eukaryota; Viridiplantae; Streptophyta; Magnoliopsida; Fabales; Fabaceae
Product: cysteine-rich receptor-like protein kinase 25
Exons: 7
Coding region: 142-2088 (648 amino acids)
Biological process (GO): protein phosphorylation
Molecular function (GO): protein kinase activity; ATP binding
Source: RefSeq, a predicted model, not a curated record
GCCCUAUCUUUUAAAUUCCUUGUGGGACAGGUAAACCAUUAACGUAGGCAAGUCUUGUUCAUUCAUUGACAAUUCAAUGGCCUGAGGUGAACCUUAUCUUCUUGUGUAUUCACCAAAUGAGUGAAUGAACGGGUCGUCGACAUGUUGUUACUCUUACUCAACUACCUUUUCUUUCUGUUCAAUUUUUCUAUAACAAAAACCGAAGCCAUUGAUAACCUUCAGUAUCUGAAUCACAGCUGUUCAAGCAACAAAACCUUCACUCCAAACAGCACCUACCAAUCCAACCUCCAAACCCUCCUCACCUCCCUAUCUUCCCAUGCCACCACUGCACAAUUCUUCAACACCACAACGGGUGGCGGAGACGCCGCCGGCGAAAACAUUUACGGCUCCUUCAUGUGCCGUGGCGAUGUCAGCAACCACACGUGCCAAGAAUGUAUUAAAACUGCAACCCAACAAAUAACCGUACGGUGUCUCAACUCCAAAGAGGCCUUAAUUUGGUACCACGAAUGUAUGGUUCGUUAUUCCAACCGUUGUUUUUUCUCCGCCGUGGAAGAAUGGCCUAGGUUCAACUUCGUGGAUUUCAACGUGAAUACGAAUUCAACAGAAGGAAUCUAUGGGUAUUGGUUGCUAUCCAAAACGUUGAGUGAUGCAGUGGGUGAGGCUGUGAAAGCUGGCACCAAGAAGUUUGCAACGAAAAACGCUACCGUUUUUGGGUCUCAAAGAGUGCAUACUCUUGUUCAGUGCACGCCAGAUCUAUCAAGCGAAGAUUGCAGUAAGUGUUUGGGUGAUAUUAUGAGAGAUAUUCCUUUGUGUUGUCUCGGAAGGAGAGGUGGAAUGGUUCUAUUUCCAAGCUGCACUUUGAUGUUUGGGAUAGGACAGUUCUACAGAGACUUUCCUCAUGGUACACCAGAAUCAAAAUCAGAAAAUGAAAAGGGUUCACUACGAACAAUUGUUAUAAUUGUCCUCCUUGUUGUUGUUGUUCCGGUGAUGCUAAGCUUCUUUAGCUAUCAUUUGAUACGAAGAAAAGCAAGAAAGAGAAAUUACAAGAUUCUUCUAAGAGAAAAUUUUGGUCAGGAAAGUGUCACUAUAGAGGGUUUGCAAUUUGAUUUGGAUAUAAUUGCAGCUGCAACAAAUAACUUUUCACAUGAAAAUAAGAUUGGUAAAGGUGGAUUUGGAGAAGUUUACAAGGGAAUUCUUCCUAAUGGACGACGUAUAGCUGUGAAAAGAUUAUCGACAAAUUCAUCACAAGGUUCGGUUGAAUUCAAAAAUGAGAUUUUAUCAAUAGCAAAACUACAGCAUAGAAAUCUUGUGGAGUUAAUAGGUUUUUGUCUAGAAGUGCAAGAGAAGAUUCUUAUUUAUGAGUACAUGUCCAACGGGAGCCUUGAUAACUUUUUAUUUGAUCCUCAACAAAAGAAGUUGAGCUGGUCACAGCGUUAUAAAAUUAUAGAAGGAACUGCACGAGGAAUUCUUUAUUUACAUGAACAUUCUCGCCUUAAAGUUAUACAUCGUGAUCUUAAACCAAGUAAUAUUCUAUUAGAUGAAAAUAUGAAUCCUAAGAUAUCAGAUUUUGGUAUGGCUAGAAUUAUUGAACUAAAUCAGGAUCUUGGGAAAACUCAAAGAAUCGUUGGAACAUUUGGUUAUAUGUCUCCAGAAUAUGCAAUAUUUGGACAAUUUUCUGAAAAAUCUGAUGUUUUUAGUUUCGGAGUUAUGAUUAUAGAGAUUAUCACGGGGAGAAAGAAUAUAAAUUCUCACCAAUUGCCCGAUAUUGUAGAUAGCCUCAUGAGUUAUGUUUGGCGACAAUGGAAGGAUCAAGCACCACUGAGCAUAUUGGACCCAAAUUUGGAAGAAAAUUAUUCUCAAUUUGAAGUCAUUAAGUGCAUUCAUAUUGGUUUACUAUGCGUUCAAGAAAAUAAAAAUAUUAGGCCUACUAUGACAAAAGUUAUUUUUUAUCUCGAUGGUCACACACUUGAUGAGUUGCCAUCUCCACAAGAACCACCAUUUUUCUUUCGAGAUAUAAAGGAUAAAAAAAUACCUAUGCAACAUUUUUCUGUAAAUAAGAUGUCUACAAGUAUAUUUUAUCCUCGAUAAUAAGUUAAUUCUAUUUUAUAGCAUUAUUUACUUGUGUUUCUAA